Messenger RNA from Carcharodon carcharias (great white shark), 1172 nucleotides. RefSeq names its product ribosome biogenesis regulator 1 homolog (gene rrs1). NCBI's taxonomy places the organism in Eukaryota, Metazoa, Chordata, Chondrichthyes, Lamniformes, Lamnidae. Gene Ontology annotation, cellular component: nucleus; preribosome, large subunit precursor; nucleolus. The transcript has a single exon. Gene Ontology annotation, biological process: ribosomal large subunit biogenesis; endonucleolytic cleavage in ITS1 to separate SSU-rRNA from 5.8S rRNA and LSU-rRNA from tricistronic rRNA transcript (SSU-rRNA, 5.8S rRNA, LSU-rRNA); ribosome biogenesis. The coding region runs from base 37 to 1044 and encodes 335 amino acids. Gene Ontology annotation, molecular function: protein binding. The record is from RefSeq and is a predicted model, not a curated record.
GCGGAAAUGAUUCUUUAACCUUGCGGCCUCUGCAAUAUGGCAACUCUGAUAGAAGAUGUCCUGGCUGAGGCUGAGCGCUCCGGGCUCAGGGGUUUGCGCUCUAUCCAUGUGGAGAAGCAGCUGGAGGUGCAGUUGGACUUGGGCAACCUGACGGCGCUGGAUACCAACCCCCUGAACCUCGGGCCUUUCCGACAAGAUCCCGAGGAGUUCCUGCGCUCACUGGCCCGGGACAACACGCAGCUGCUGGUUAACGCUGUCUGGCAGCUGCCGAGUGAGCGGCUACACGAGAGCAUCGUGGCCAAACUCCCCCAGCCCAGCACCCCCAUCCCCCGAGAAAAAGCGCUGCCCAAACCCCGGCCGCCCACCCGCUGGGAAGAGUUCGCCAAACUCAAGGGGAUCCAGAAGAAAAAGAAAAGCAACUUGGUCUGGGACAAGGAGAAGAAAGAAUGGCGGCGCCGCUGGGGCUACAAGAGAGCCAACGACGAGACCAAACAGUGGGUUAUUGAAGUGCCUGAGACAGCAGAUCCCAACGAGGAUCAGUUUACAAAACGUGUUACCGCCAAAAAAGAAAGGGUGGCGAAGAAUGAGCUGAACAGGCUGCGCAAUAUCGCCAGAGCUCAGAAGAGUAAAGUGCCAGGCAUGGGACUCGCCCCCACCGAUCAGCCAAGCAAAACCGAGCUGAGCAAAGCUAUCCAUGUGGCUAAGACCUCCACAGCUUCAGUUGGCAAAUUUCAGGAUAAGUUACCCAAAGAAAAGGAGCAGAGGAGUGCUGGCAAGAAGAGGAAGUUCCAGCCCCUGAUUGGAGAUUUUUCAGCAGAGCGGCAGAAACAGCUAGAACUUUUAAAAAUUAUGUCCAGCAAGAAGCCAAAACUGGAUCUCACGAAAGCUGUAAAUCGACAACUUCGUGAAGAUGAACAGGAGCAGGCGACGAAACGAAAGAAAAUGCAGCCAAAAGGCAGGAAAGGAGGAAAAAAUCAUAAUCGAAAUAGAGGGAAUGGGCAGGAUCGGAAAUCAGCCAUGAAACAGCGAGGGAAGAGAAAAUGAGCUACAUAGAACUGUUUAAACACUGUGUACUUUUGGCUUCAAAAAACAUUAUAGUUUUGAGAGGAAAGUAUUUAGUAUUUUGAAAUAUGACUUUUUCAUGAACUUAAAAUAAACGAUUUUGUAUUUCA